Messenger RNA from Otolemur garnettii (small-eared galago), 3031 nucleotides. RefSeq names its product potassium voltage-gated channel subfamily Q member 2 (gene KCNQ2). Gene Ontology annotation, cellular component: membrane. Lineage: Eukaryota; Metazoa; Chordata; Mammalia; Primates; Galagidae. The record is from RefSeq and is a predicted model, not a curated record. The transcript is spliced from 16 exons. Bases 177 to 2741 code for a protein of 854 amino acids. Gene Ontology annotation, biological process: transmembrane transport; potassium ion transport. Gene Ontology annotation, molecular function: voltage-gated potassium channel activity.
CGGAGCGAGGUGGCCGCAGCGUCCCCGCGCGCGGCCCGGGCCGGCAGGAUCGCGGAGCCGCCGCCGCCACCUCCUCGGCCAUGCGGCUCCGGAGCCAGGGCCCUGAGUUGGGGCCCGCACCACCCCCCACGCACCGCCCCCGCUGAGCCCGCGCCCCACCCGGCGCCGCCGGCACCAUGGUGCAGAAGUCACGCAACGGCGGCGUGUACCCCGGCCCGAGCGGGGAGAAGAAGCUCAAGGUGGGCUUCGUGGGGCUGGACCCCGGAGCGCCCGACUCCACUCGGGAUGGCGCGCUGCUCAUCGCGGGCUCUGAGGCCCCCAAGCGCGGCAGCAUUCUGAGCAAGCCGCGCGCCGGCGGCGCGGGUGCCGGGAAGCCCCCCAAGCGCAACGCCUUCUACCGCAAGCUGCAGAAUUUCCUGUACAACGUGCUGGAGCGGCCUCGCGGCUGGGCGUUCAUCUACCACGCCUACGUGUUCCUGCUGGUCUUCUCCUGCCUCGUGCUGUCCGUGUUCUCCACCAUCAAGGAGUACGAGAAGAGUUCGGAGGGUGCGCUCUACAUCCUGGAAAUUGUGACCAUCGUGGUGUUUGGUGUUGAGUACUUUGUGCGGAUCUGGGCCGCCGGCUGCUGCUGCCGGUAUCGUGGCUGGCGGGGGCGACUCAAGUUCGCCAGGAAGCCGUUCUGUGUAAUUGACAUCAUGGUGCUCAUUGCCUCCAUUGCGGUGCUGGCUGCCGGCUCCCAGGGCAACGUCUUCGCCACAUCUGCGCUUCGGAGCCUGCGGUUUCUGCAGAUCCUGCGGAUGAUCCGCAUGGACCGAAGAGGCGGCACCUGGAAGCUGCUGGGCUCUGUGGUCUAUGCCCACAGCAAGGAACUGGUCACUGCCUGGUACAUAGGUUUCCUUUGCCUCAUCUUGGCCUCCUUUCUGGUGUACUUGGCUGAGAAAGGCGAGAACGACCACUUCGAUACCUAUGCAGAUGCACUGUGGUGGGGCCUGAUCACCCUGACGACCAUUGGCUAUGGGGACAAGUAUCCGCAGACCUGGAACGGGAGGCUUCUGGCAGCAACCUUCACCCUCAUCGGUGUUUCCUUCUUCGCUCUCCCGGCGGGCAUCCUGGGGUCUGGUUUUGCCCUGAAGGUUCAGGAGCAGCAUCGGCAGAAGCACUUUGAGAAGAGGCGAAACCCAGCAGCGGGCUUGAUCCAGGCCGCCUGGAGAUUCUAUGCCACCAACCUGUCACGCACGGAUCUGCACUCCACGUGGCAGUACUACGAGCGCACCGUCACCGUGCCCAUGUACAGCUCACAAACUCAAACCUACGGGGCCUCCAGACUGAUCCCCCCUCUCAACCAGCUGGAGCUGCUGAGGAACCUCAAGAGCAAGUCUGGACUCACCUUCAGGAAGGAGCCCCAGCCGGAGCCAUCCCCAAGUCAGAAGGUCAGUUUGAAAGAUCGUGUCUUCUCCAGCCCCCGAGGCGUGGCUGCCAAGGGGAAGGGGUCCCCUCAGGCCCAGACUGUCCGGCGGUCACCCAGCGCAGACCAGAGCUUGGAGGACAGCCCAAGCAAGGUGCCCAAGAGCUGGAGCUUUGGGGACCGCAGCCGGGCACGCCAGGCCUUCCGGAUCAAGGGUGCCGCAUCUCGGCAGAACUCGGAAGAAGCAAGUCUACCGGGGGAGGACGUCGUGGAUGACAAGACCUGUAACUGCGAGUUUGUGACCGAGGACCUGACUCCGGGCCUCAAAGUCAGCAUCAGAGCUGUGUGUGUCAUGAGGUUCCUGGUGUCCAAGCGAAAGUUCAAGGAGAGUCUGCGGCCAUAUGAUGUGAUGGAUGUCAUCGAGCAGUACUCUGCUGGCCACCUGGACAUGCUGUCCCGUAUCAAGAGCCUGCAGUCCAGAGUGGACCAGAUCGUGGGGCGGGGCCCGGCGAUCACCGAUAAGGACCGCACCAAGGGCCCAACUGAGGCGGAGCUGCCAGAGGACCCCAGCAUGAUGGGGCGGCUGGGGAAGGUGGAAAGACAGGUGCUGUCCAUGGAGAAGAAGCUGGACUUCCUGGUCAACAUCUACAUGCAGCGAAUGGGCAUCCCCCCCACAGAGACGGAGGCCUACUUUGGGGCCAAGGACCCGGAGCCGGCGCCACCGUACCAUAGCCCGGAGGACAGCCGUGAGCCGGUGGACAAGCAUGGCUGCAUCAUUAAGAUCGUGCGCUCCACCAGCUCCACAGGUCAGAAGAACUUCUCGGCGCUGCCAGCUGCACCCCCAGCCCAGUGUCCGCCCUCCACCUCGUGGCAGCAGCAGAGCCACUCGCGCCAGGGCCACGGCACCUCCCCAGUGGGGGACCAUGGCUCCUUGGUGCGCAUCCCGCCGCCGCCUGCCCACGAGCGGUCGCUGUCUGCCUAUGGCGGGGGCAGCAGGGCCAGCACGGAAUUCCUGAGGCAGGAGGAUGCCCCCGCCUGCCGGGCCCAUGAGGGCGCCCUACGGGACAGCGACACAUCCAUCUCCAUCCCAUCCGUGGACCACGAGGAGCUGGAACGCUCCUUCAGCGGCUUCAGCAUCUCCCAGUCCAAGGAGAACCUGGAUGCCCUCAGCAGCUGCUACGCGGCCGUGGCGCCUUGCGCCAAAGUCAGACCCUACAUUGCGGAGGGCGAGUCCGACACAGACUCGGACCUUUGCACCCCCUGUGGGCCCCCGCCCCGCUCAGCCACAGGUGAGGGCCCCUUUGGGGACAUGGGCUGGCCUGGGCCCAGGAAGUGAGGCCAUGAGGCUGCUGGACGUCCACCACCCUCUCCAACUUGUGCCUCUGAGGCUUUGAGGCGGGGACCCCAUGGGCCCUUUUCUUAGAGUAACUGGAGUGAGUGGGGGACUGAAGUACAGGACACCUUGUGGCCACAUUUUACAAAAGUUUUUUCCAACAGGGUGGAUGGCUGGUUGGGGCCUCUGGUGGCCCAGGAGCACAUGCUGGGGCAGCAAGGCCACCCUGUCCACUUUGCUCAAGGCUGAGGAGCAGAUCCGUGUGGGGGCUAGAGCGAUGACAAGGGUGCAGC